Messenger RNA from Raphanus sativus (radish), 1734 nucleotides. RefSeq lists its product as uncharacterized. Gene Ontology annotation, biological process: DNA integration. Gene Ontology annotation, molecular function: nucleic acid binding; zinc ion binding. Bases 1 to 1734 code for a protein of 577 amino acids. The transcript has 5 exons. The record is from RefSeq and is a predicted model, not a curated record. NCBI's taxonomy places the organism in Eukaryota, Viridiplantae, Streptophyta, Magnoliopsida, Brassicales, Brassicaceae.
AUGGGCGAUGAUGAUAAGCAAGUUGUGGCUAAGUCGAGUGAGGUUUCUUUGGUUUCUCCAUACACACUGUUUUCUUCCGACAACCCGGGUGCGUUGAUCACAUUGAUGCAGCUAAAGGGAGAUAACUACAACGAGUGGGCUAUGGAGAUGUUGAAUGCUUUGAGGGCAAAGAAGAAAGUUGGUUUUAUUGAUGGAAGUUUGGCAAAGCCGAAAGAGGAUAGCAAGGAGUUGGAAGCAUGGCUGAGCAGAUUUGAUGUUGGCAACAAGGUGCGUGUGCAUCAGUUGAUGGAGCAGUUGGCUUCAUGUCGACAAAACGGACAGGCUGUAAUUGAUUAUUAUGGUCGCAUGGCGGUUAUGUGGGAAGAGUUGCAGACAUAUAAGCCACCACCGGCUUGUACUUGUUCAGAUGCAACGACUUAUGAGAAGGAGCGCGAAGAUGAGAGAGUUCAUCAGUUUAUAAUGGGACUAGAUGACUCAAAGUUUGGGAACGUGGUUACAGCUAUCACAGAGGCUGAUGAGUUGCCAGACCUUGGCAAGGUAUAUGCGAAGGUGAUCAGAGAAGAGGCGAGGAUCAAUUCGUCUAAAGGCAGAGAAGGAGGUCAAGAAGCUAUUGGUUUUGUGGCUAAGAAAGAGACAUCUCCUCAAACUGAGAAUCGUGAACUCACUGGAAGUGGAGGUAACGUAAGAGGAGAAGGAAACAGAGGAAGAGACAGAACCUGUUAUCAUUGUGGCAAACCAGGUCAUGAGAAGAAUUCUUGUUGGCAGUUAGUGGGUUAUCCGGAGUGGAUCACUGACAAACAAAGAGCACGAGGUGAUGGUCGCGGUGCAAGUAGAGGUACUGGACGAGGUGGUUAUGGCAGAGGCAGUGGGCGUGGAGCAGCCAAUGUUGCAACAGCGAGUAGUUCUUAUGGUGCAGGCAAUGAUCUCACGCCUGAGCAGUGGAAUAAGAUAACUCAGAUCAUUCAAGAAAGGAAGUCUGGAGGCGGUAAUGAGAAACUCUCAGUGCCUUGUUUAGUAGGCUUUGCAGAUGGAGGAACGACAACAUCAACACGGAAGGGUGACCUUGUGUUGAGUGAUACUAUAUCACUGAAGGAUGACCGUUCUUCGAAGACACUGAUUGGAGCAGGUGAGGAACGUGAUGGGGUGUACUACUUCAAAGAUGUCUCGAUGGCGAGAGGAAACAAGGCAGAUGGCAGUUUUGAUCUUCAUCAAACAACAUGUGUGUACACGCCACAACAGAAUGGCAGAGUAGAGAGGAAGCAUAGACAUAUCUUAAAUGUGGCAAGAGCUAUGUUAUUUCAAGCAAACUUGCCGGUGAAGUUUUGGGGAGAAGCGAUAUCAUCUGCCACUCAUGUCAUUAACAUGACUCCGUCAAAGAUAUUGCAAGGGAAGUCACCGUAUGAAGUUUUGUUUGGAAAGAAACCACACUACAGCUCACUUCGUGUCUUUGGUUCCUUGUGUUAUGCGCAUCGAAAGGACAGAAGCAGAGAUAAGUUCGGUCCUAGGAGCAGACGAUGCAUAUUUGUAGGAUAUCCUUUCGGGAAAAAGGGUUGGAGAGUUUAUGAUACAGAGACAAAUGAUUUCCUGGUGUUGAGGGAUUUCGUUUUUAAAGAGGAUGUCUUCCCGUUUCAAGAGGAAACCAUGGCUCAUGUGGAUGAAACUAAGUUGACUGGGGGACCGGAUGAUGAUUGGGUAAUAUCUACUGUCUCAGAUACUGAAGACAGGGGGAGGUGA